Halteromyces radiatus is the source of this 1590-nucleotide messenger RNA. RefSeq names its product Sec23-binding domain of Sec16-domain-containing protein. The transcript is spliced from 4 exons. The record is from RefSeq and is a predicted model, not a curated record. Lineage: Eukaryota; Fungi; Mucoromycota; Mucoromycetes; Mucorales; Cunninghamellaceae. Gene Ontology annotation, biological process: autophagy; COPII vesicle coat assembly; Golgi organization. Bases 1 to 1590 code for a protein of 529 amino acids. Gene Ontology annotation, cellular component: endoplasmic reticulum exit site; ER to Golgi transport vesicle membrane.
AUGGCUCACACUUAUGGUAUAUUCCCUCCAACUCUCUCAUCUCGUAUCAGUUCUCCUCAACCAGAUGCAAUGACUAUGGUUCCUUGUCCUGAUCCCAACUGCGAAGGUGAAAACAAACCAAAAGCGAAAUUCUGUAGUGAAUGUGGUCGUCCUCUGACCGGUGCUUCUCGUGCUUCAACUCCUGCUAUGUCUGCUUUCAGUCCUCAACAGACUUAUCCUUACAUGUCACCCUCUUACGGAAUGAAUCAACAAUAUUAUGGAAAUCAAGGUUAUCCUGAUCAACAAAUCGUCCAACAACCUCCUGUCCCAGAAACUCCAGCACCAGAUCCAUUGCAGCGAAAUAGAGGUCAUCCCUUGGCCAGUUUUGGAUUCGGAGGCAAAUUAUGUUUAAUAUUCCCUAGUAAAUUGAAUGUUCAAGAUGCCAACGCCAAGAUCAUGCCAGGUUUAGUACAAAUGAAAAAUAUCAAGGAACUUGUUCUACCUGAUGCCAGUCCAUUAUCUGAUUUUGUGGGCCCUGUUUUAUUGGAUCCUUCCAUGGAUAUUGCUACCAAGAAAGAAUCUGCUGCUACCUAUAUGGGUCAUCGCAUCCAAGAUUUUUACUCUCAAUUACAAUCUUUGGAACAAGGUUCUUCUGACUACUAUCGUUUGGAAAACAAGUCGCUCUUGUGGCAAUUGGUGAAAAUGUUGAUUCUUGAAGACUUUUCUGGAAACAGUGACGGAAAGGACGCUGCUAUCAGGUCAUUGUUGCAUCCUGGUCAAUUCAUUGUAGAAAGCGAUACUCUUGCAAUGAUCCGAAAUUACUUGCUUCAGGGUGAUCGUUCUAGUGCUCUUCAAUACACCAUUCAAGAAAAAAUGUGGGCUCAUGGUUUGAUUAUUGGUAAAUCUAUCGAUCAAGGAACGUUUGCCAGUGUGGUGGAUCAAUUUGUAGACCAAGCUUUAGCAACUACUAUUGAAAAUGAACAUACAGGAUUCUAUCAAAAUGCUCUUGGUGACCGCCCUUCUCUUCGUGUCUUAUAUUCCUUGUUUGCUGGAACAGGGUCCAAUUCUGUCUCUCAUUUUAUUCCAAGUUAUUCAACUCAAGCUAUUGAACAGCAACUUUCAGAAUGGCGUGAGACCGUGGCUCUUAUUUUGGCUAAUCGUGUGGAGCAAUCGGAUGAAACAAUUCAUAGUCUGGGAAAUAUUUUGAAAGAAAAUGGGUGGAUGGAUGCUGCCAAUAUAUGUUUCAUUCUUUCUUCCUCAAAAUCAUUCUUUGAUGACGAAUGGUUAGAUGGUCAGCUUCUUGGAUCUCAAGAAGGCAAUGAUAUAUCAUCUCCCUUGGAUGCUCUUUAUAUUAGUGAAUUAUUUGAAUUUGCUCUUUCAUUGGAUCAACGACCUUCUAUCCUUCCAUUUUUACAAGGAUAUAAAUUGGUUCAUGCUUGGUGGUUAUCUGAUGCUGGUUAUGUGAAAGAAGCCUCUCAUUAUCUUCAAUCUAUUGUCAAUGGUCUCAUAUCUUAUGAUAGACCUAGCACUUACUUCCAUCAAGGCUUUUUGGACAAUCUCAAGGAAUUAGCUGAACUUUGUCGUGCGUCAUCUGAUCAAUCCGUUGGGUAA